UCAUUUUCGUCCUCGUCCUUUCCUUAAGUUAGCUGCUCAGUCGAGUCAUAUCGACCUUGACCCUUAUUUGUCUCGUCUCGAUUUGAAAACUAGUAUGUUGAACUUGAAGAGAAACACAUCAAAUAAGUCUAAAAAGACGAUUACAAGUGGGAAGUGUAGUAGAUUUUUGAUCUCCAUCAACGUCCUUGGAAGCACAGGGCCAAUUAGAUUUGUAGUAAAUGAAGAUGAUUUGGUUUGCGAGGUGAUGAAGACCACUCUUGUAGCAUAUGCUCGCCAAGCUCGUCUUCCCGCUCUCGGAACUAAUGUCGAUAAUUUUAUUCUCUACUGCGUCAACGAUGGAGUUGAAGCUCUAAGUCCAAGGGAAACUAUAGGAAGAUCAAAGCAAGUAAGGCACUUUCUGCUAUGCAAAAAGCAAGGGACUUCACAUGCAUUUCCUAAUGAUCAGAAAACAUUGUCAAAUCAAAUGGAAGAAGAAAAGAGGAGAAACAGUCAUUUUUCAAGGCAGCGGUUCAAGGUAUUGGCAGCAGAGUUGGAGAAGAUCAAAGUCAACGCGUAUUCGAAGUAA
Messenger RNA from Momordica charantia (bitter melon), 565 nucleotides. RefSeq lists its product as uncharacterized. Lineage: Eukaryota; Viridiplantae; Streptophyta; Magnoliopsida; Cucurbitales; Cucurbitaceae. The record is from RefSeq and is a predicted model, not a curated record.